Molecule: messenger RNA, 1726 nt
Organism: Bactrocera tryoni
Lineage: Eukaryota; Metazoa; Arthropoda; Insecta; Diptera; Tephritidae
Gene: Snx1
Product: sorting nexin-2
Exons: 9
Coding region: 150-1529 (459 amino acids)
Biological process (GO): early endosome to Golgi transport
Cellular component (GO): endosome membrane; endosome
Molecular function (GO): phosphatidylinositol binding
Source: RefSeq, a predicted model, not a curated record
UGUAAAUUUCACAUUUGCAUUCUUUGUGUUUUUGGGUGGUACAAUAAAACUAACAUUUAGAUAUUCUAUUCAUCAUAACACUAAAUAAAGUAGUUAAUUUCGUAAAUUUAAAACAUUGUUGCUAAUAAUCUAACAAUAAUCUGUAAAAUAUGGCCGACGAUCAGAACAUGAUUGAUGCUCAAAAACAAUUCGCUGAUGUGGACAUAAAUAACGGCAGUGCCUCUGGUGCAGAGGAUGACGAGGAGGAAGAGGUUCCAGCGCCCGGUACUGUCGACAACGAUUUAUUUGCCAUAACACCAACUAGUGAAAUUCAUCGCCGUAUAUCAUCAAGUAAUCUCGAAGAUGUGCUUACCGACAAUGGCGACUAUUUCGUAGAGGUAACAGUGGCAGAACCACAAAAAGUAGGCGAUGGCAUAGGCUCAUAUCUUACUUAUAAGGUAACAACGAAAACAAACAUUCCGAAAUUCAAACGAUCUGAAUUCAGUACAAUGAGAAGAUUUAGUGACUUUUUAGGAAUACAUGAUGUAUUGUCAGGAAAAUAUACAAGACUUGGAAGAAUUAUCCCACCGGCACCAUCAAAAAAUAUUAUAGGCGGUAGUACCAAAGUGAAAAUGAGUCCACAACAAACAGAGCCCGGGGCACCGCGAAAUGCCGAGUGGGUUGAAACGCGAAGAGCUGCUUUGCAACGAUAUGUGAAUCGCACAGCCCAACAUCCGGUGUUACGAGUAGAUCUCGACUUCAUAAAUUUCUUGGAAAGUGAUCAAGAACUCCCUCGCGCAGUUAAUACAGCAACUCUCAGCGGGGCUGGAGUAAUGCGUCUUUUUAAUAAAGUCGGAGAAACCGUAAAUAAAAUUACCUAUAAAAUGGAUGAAAGUGAUCCCUGGUUUGAUGAGAAAAUUACUGAAGUAGAAAAUUUGGAUGCGAACCUACAAAAACUGCAUUCAGCAUUGAAAUCUCUAGUUAACACACGUAGAGAGUUAUCUGCGCUGACUGGACUAGUUGCAAAAUCGGCGGCCAUGCUAAGCACGUGUGAAGAGCACACUGGUUUGUCCCGUGCACUCUCUAACUUAGCUGAUGUAGAAGAGAAAAUCGAAUUGCUACGUUCAGAGCAGGCCAACUCAGACUUUUUCAUAAUGGCAGAAUUCGUAAAAGAUUACAUCGAUCUAUUUAGCGCUGUUAAAUCGGUAUUUCAUGAGCGAGUCAAAGUUUUUCAAAACUGGCAACAUGCACAACUACAAUUGUCGAAGCGACGAGAAAAUCGAGGGCGUUAUGAGCUCGCUAAUCGCACUGACAAACUAGAACAAGCGCAACAAGAAGUUGAAGAGUGGCAAACAAAGGUUCAACGCUGCCAACAACAGUUUGAUGAUAUAUCAACCGAAAUAAAAAAAGAAAUGGAACGGUUUGAGUUCAACAGAAUACGUGAAUUCAAAAUAAACACGAUGAAAUAUAUUGAGGAUCAGAUGGCACAUCAACAACAGAUUAUUUCUUAUUGGGAAACUUUUAUACCCUCUGCCAGAGAAAUUGUUUAAACAAACUGUUUAUGCUCUCAUAAAUUGCUUAAAUGCAGAAUCGUUGUGUGAAACGCCUUUUAUAUAUGUAUGAAAAGUAAUAACUAAUGAAUAAUUCGUAUCCAAGCAGGAAAUUUGUGCUACUGAAAUGCCGUUAUAAAUGUUUUAUAUAUAGCAUAUAAAACUAAAGGGCAAAAAUUCUGUGUAUCUACGUUCCA